GUUAAAGACGUAAAAACUGCAACUCUCUAGAACCUUGGUCCCUCACAGCGGGUUAUCCAGUUUACUUUUAGCUUUUAACAUUAGUUGAUCUAUACCAUCUAUACUAUUUCAGUAGAGAUAGGAAACCCAGAGGAGAGAACCCAAGAGAGAAUCCAAGAGAAUCCAAGAGAAUCCAAGAGACUGAUGACUCGGGGCUGCUUGACACUGCCUGCCACUGCUGCUCCUGCUGUUAUACUCAGUUAUACUCUGCUGUUGGUGGCUGUUGGGACUCGCAAUCUUCUUCUUUUUCUUCUUCUUCUCCUUCUUCUUCUCAUUGACAAAAGUGGGGACAAACAUAUAAAUGCUUGGGGUGAAUCUUACAGAGUCGACAGUUUAUUCAUGGACCGCAUAGCCGUAUUUUCGUCUGAUUUAUUUUUUAUCCUAUUUUAAUGACAUAUUCAUGUUCAAGUCAUAUUUAAAUAUCAGUGAUUGCUUCAAAAAUAUUAAUAAUUAACAACUAUGGUUUUAUUUAAUAAGUUUUCAAAAUAAACAUGUGAUAAAAUAUAAAUUAUUAAAAGUGAGAUAUUUAACAAUUAAAUAUAAUGAAGCUUACUUGGAUCAUUUUAUUAUUAAUCAUCAAUAUUAUUGGAAUAUGUGAAGGUUAUGGAAUUUGGAACGGUGCCUGGAUGGACUGGAGUGGCGAACAAUGUGAGGCUGCUAUCAAAGAGGUUGUCAAUGAGGAUCGAGCAACUGUUGUUGAUGAUAGUCCACACAGACUACAUGCUACUUGGCUGUCACAAGAAUGUGAAGUACGUGCUGGACCAGAAUAUUUAAUCAGAAAAUAUACAUUUUAUAAAAAUGGAACGUUUCUUUUGGUACGACAUCAUUAUGCAGAAGAGUCAUGUAGUGUUGCUACACAUACUGUUACCGCAAGGGGUGUAAUACGACUCUUGUCAUCAUCAGGAUUUGCUCCUGGUGCAACAGAAGCUAAAUAUCAGUUGGAUCAUGUUCACAUAAUACCAUUAACACGACAAGUUGCUCAUAAAUUUGGACACCGAGUGAAUGUCAGUUGCACCCCUCAACCUCGAUGGAGAGCGUACGGUGCUCAUAUUAUUUAUGAAUCACAAUCAUCACAGAGAUCUUUAAAUUUAAAUUGGGAAACACCAAAAUAUUAUUUAUUUAAACGUAGUCAGCAAAGAAAACAUCACUGGAGUGGUGGUAAUUUGAAUUGUCUUGAACCAUUAGGUAUUGACUUUAAUGAAUUAAAAUUAAUUAGAGUAGAAAAAAAACCAGCUACAUCAACAGCAUUUGGAUUAGGAUUAAACGGUCAUCCAAGAGUUGAACUUUUAUUGGCUAGUUUACCACCCAAUAUUUAUUCAAAACAAUUUCAUCGAUCUUCUUCAUUGCAACCUAAUACUCUUAUACGUAGUGAUACGACACGUGGAUGUUUAGUUUGUGGAGCAAUAUCCCGUGCCACAGAAAGCAGUCCACCACUUUUACAUCAAGUAGCAGCACUUCCAGCUCUAUUAGGUGGUUCAUGGAUUUCCUCAAGUUGUGAAAGCUGUGAGGGUGGUGUUUGGAUAAAACGCCAGCUACAAUUUUACUCGGGAGAUGUUUUAUGGACAGGUCGUUGGGACUAUUAUUCAGAUCCAAAAUGUUAUAAUUUUUUAUAUGCCGUAACAGCAGCUGGAAGUUAUAUUCAACGUACCGGAAGACAAAAAAGACAUGAAAUAUCAUCAACAAAUGAUGAUAAUGAUGAUUCAUCUGAAAUAUCUUUAUUUUCUUCUUCUUUGAGAGAUGAUCCUAGUAGUAGUGAAAAAAUAAAUAAUAAUAAAAAUGAUAGAUUUAUUGAUGAUAAUUUAAAUGACUAUGUUAUUAGAUCUAAACGAAAUAGUAAAAUUAAAAAUUAUUCAACCGAUGAUAAAUGGGAUUUUGAUUGGAUAACUUCUGACUCUGCUAAAUUACUUGAUAUUUUUGGAUCUUCUUCACUUCGUAUGCCAUUACCAAAAAAUUUAUUUAACAAAAAUACUCCAUCAUUAAAAAAUAAUUUAAAUAUUAUCAACAAACAAAAAAAUAAUAAUGAUAAAAUAGAAAUUUCACAAACAAUUACUGUUACUACGAAAUCACUUUUAUCAGAUACAACUCCAUCAGAUACAAUAAUUAGUUCAACAACUGAUGAUACUCUAUGGGAUAGAAUUGAAAAUAAUGAUGAUGAUAUGAAUAAAGCUGUUAUUGAUAAUUCUUAUCGUCAUUUAUUUAAAAAUUAUCAGCCAUCAAUGGCUCAAUCAUUUACAUUGAUGUUAAGAGGUAAUCAACAACAUGAUGAAAAAUUAUCAGAAGAAUCAAAAAUUUCAACUAAAAAACCAUCACCAGUAGUAUCACAAAUACCAGCUGGUACAACAGAAUUAGAUUUACAUGUUGCUGAAAGUUUAUUGAUAGCUGGAGAUUUAUCAAUAGCUCAUAGUUGUGGUGCUACUAUUGAUGAUAAUGGUCAUGGUGGUUUUAUUAUUCGACCAUUAAAUAUUUGGCCAAGAAAUUGUGUUAAACAUGCAUUAGAAGCACCAUCUACAUUAGGAUUAAGAGCAAGAAUUGGUGUUAAUUGGAGUGGUCAGUACACUUUAUUAUUAGGGCCACGUGAUGAUAGUCUUUGGGAAGCUCCUUUAAGACAAUGCGGUUCUACUCCAGCUUACAAUAAUCUAUUACGAUCACAUUUAAGACUAAGUCUUGGAUACAGGUAUGGCCUUUUCAUUUCUUCUUCUUCUUCAUCAUCAUCAUUAUCAUCAUCUAUCUUAAGUAACAAAAAUUAUUUAUCAAUAAUAUUUAUUUAUUUUACGUUAUUUUCUGUUUUUUAUUAUUAUUAAAAAUAUUUAUUUAUUAUUUAAAUUUAAUAUAUAUGUAUUAUAGUGUAUAUACUAUUAUUAUUUAAAAUUGUAAAUAAGUACAAUUUAAAGUAUAUUUAAUGGUAAUUAGCCAAAGUUAUUUUAUUCCAAUGAUACCUGACAAAUGAUUUGUUAUUAUUAUAAUUUAUAAAAAUAAUGGCUAGUAUACUUUUAAAUAUAACAAUAACCCAAACUCCCAGUGAAUGUUUAAUUUUUAAAUUAAUAAAUGUGGAAAAUAUCGACUUGAUCAUUUUAUCACCUCAUAUAUUAUAAUUACUAUAUAAUUUAUAAUAAAUACAUAACAUUAUGAGCAGCAGAAUAAUUUUAUUCUAGAGCUAAGAAACUUGGGUUUAAAAAAAAUAAAAAAAUAAUUUACUCAUACUAGAUAUAUUUUGUACUUGAUGCAAAUUUAUAAAAAAUAUUAAUAAAUAUCGGCUUAACGUCACUUUAGGAUCAAUACCCCAAUGAAUUUCAUUUAUUAUUUUAA
Messenger RNA from Microplitis mediator, 3345 nucleotides. RefSeq lists its product as uncharacterized. Gene Ontology annotation, cellular component: plasma membrane. Gene Ontology annotation, molecular function: Wnt-protein binding. The coding region runs from base 582 to 2840 and encodes 752 amino acids. Lineage: Eukaryota; Metazoa; Arthropoda; Insecta; Hymenoptera; Braconidae. Gene Ontology annotation, biological process: negative regulation of Wnt signaling pathway. The transcript is spliced from 5 exons. The record is from RefSeq and is a predicted model, not a curated record.